CUGACCUGGGAUGAAACUGACCAUGACCGACUCAAGGUGACCAUGCGAGCUCCAUCUAAGAUGGACACCGCCACAGAAGAUGAUUUUAAAGCCUAUCUGGCUUCCAGUUCGGAUGAGGACGAGAAUCCUUAUGGUAGCUUUGUGGGUGCAUCAGAUGAAGAAGGUCAGUCUGAGGAAUCAGAUAACGAAGACAAACACAUAGACAAAUACCGGAGGCUGUUACAAAGCAUUCAGGAAACCGAGAAGGAACAGGAGAAUAAGGAUGUGGAGAUGGAGGUCACAUGGGAACCAGGUUUGAAGCUGACGACAGAGAAACUCUUAAAAAAGAAGGAAGAAGAGAAAGACAGUACAACGUGGGAGAAAUAUCUGAUAAAGAAAAAGGAGAAAAAACAGAAGAAAAGAGAGGAGAGAAAGUUACAGGCGAAAGGAGAAAAGGAAGAAAGCAAUACAAAAGGGAAAUCUAACAAGAUUGACAGAGAGGCUGACCUUGGUGAUGGUGAGGCAGCUUUCAGUGACGAUGAUGUACCAGGUGGGGUUGAUAUGUCGGAGUUUACUGACGAGCUCGGUGGUGACCCCAAAGUUAAGAAAGGAAAGAAGAAAAAGAAAAAGAGGGUUGUAGAAAAAUUAACGGAGGAGGAAAAGAAGGAAAAAGCAACACAAGAGGCGGAGCUUUCCCUGUUAAUGAUGGAUGAGAAAGAGGAUGACCGCCGUCACUUCAACCUCAAGGACCUCGUGGAGGACAAUACAUCAAAAAAGAAAAAGAAGAAAUUCAGGAAGAAGGAUUUGUUGAAAAAUAAAGCAAAGCCUGAAGAUGAAUUUAAGGUGGAUUUGGAGGAUGAGCGUUUCACAGCAAUGUACUCGUCACACAUGUAUAACCUAGAUCCAACGGCGCCCGAGUACAAACGUACCAAGGGCACAGAGGCGAUCGUCAAUGAAAAACUCAAACGUAGUAAACAGAAGCGAGAUAAAUCCGGAGGCAGUGAUAGGAAAAUGGACAGACAAGGGGAUAUUACAGAACCUCCCAGUAAAGUGAAACGAGACGCUAAUGAACAUCACGGUCAGGAAGCAUCGUUACAGUCGCUAAUUAAAUCAGUGAAAACAAAAACACAGAAUUACAAUAUCAAAUCAAAAUCAAAGAGAUGACAACUUUGUGAGAGUUUUUCACCUACAUCAAUAACUCAGGAUUGAAUGGUCUUUGAACACCUUGCGGCAGCUAAGUGAUCCGUCAGUCAGUAUGUGGUAUAUAAGGAAUAGAUAUACAUUGUAUAUCAUAUAUAUUAUUACUGGUAAGUUAUCAGCUACUUAAAGUCUGACGUUAUGCUCUAUUUUCCAUUUUUAUGCAGCUGUAACAAUCCUGCAAAUCUUAGCUAUGUCGUGAAGUACAAGAUAUUCAGUAGCGCCACAAACUGUCCUGUUCACGCUCUCGGAGUAUAAUAUGUACAUUGUACCAGCAAUAUGACUACAGAAAUCCUCUUGUCAGGACCCGACAUCAUGGAUUUGGUAACCCUAGCAACCCUGUAUGACAUUACAGGUAAACCAUCCAGGUGUUCAGUGAAGUCUUGAUACUAGCAGUAUCUACUUGAAGUCCCCUAAAACACAGUCUGCAUAGUAGGACAAGAUCUAUGAUGGCCUACUAAGAAGGAUGUGAAUAAAUUGGCAAGGGCUAUAAUACACUGAAUAUUAAAUAGUGAGAAAAAAGUUGGAUACUUAUCAAAAGUAAGUAGAUUAGCUGUUACAAGAAGGCAGAAUUCUGAGUCAAAGGUUAAGGUCAAUAAGUCAAGGGUCAAAUUAAGAUCAAUGAAGAUUUGUUAUACAUUCUAGUUGGAAAAGUUUUUAAGAAUUCUUCUUUUGAUUGCGAAAGGCAAGGAUUAAAAUAAUGUCUGUCAAAUGAUGGAUAAAGAGAAUAAUUUUAAAAUUGAUCGUGUUUUAUUAUUUCAUAAAUACCUGGGGUAUUACAGUUAGUCCAGCGAAUGUUGAGGGACAUUUUGUUAUGAAAUAAAAUUUAAUUAUUUAUUAUAUGAGAAGAUGAAUUUCAUAAAUGUAUUGUUACAACGUGUACUGUUUUGAAAGUGUGUUAAGGUUGAGAGUCUCAACACAUUUCAAGUCUAUUUCUCACUUGACGAUUGUUAUUUUUUCAAAUAACAAAUAGGAACUCUUCUUUGAAGGAGGUAGAAUAGAGUGCUGAGACUGCCUACCUUAACACAAAAUCUUCAAAAUACUUUGUUUACCAACACAUGAAAUGAUGAAAUAAAAUAUAAAAAUGAAAAACAAUA
This is a messenger RNA of Pecten maximus, 2273 nucleotides long. Its product is annotated as ESF1 homolog. Gene Ontology annotation, cellular component: nucleus. The record is from RefSeq and is a predicted model, not a curated record. Gene Ontology annotation, molecular function: RNA binding. Gene Ontology annotation, biological process: rRNA processing. NCBI's taxonomy places the organism in Eukaryota, Metazoa, Mollusca, Bivalvia, Pectinida, Pectinidae.